CUUCAUGUAAGCAGCUGACUGCUCCUCUAACUUUAAUCAUUUCAUUUGUUUUCGAGGCUAGCAUCCAAACUGAAGUCUAGGUGGUUUUUUUUCGUGUUCUUUAAACCUAUCUAGCAUAAAACAUGCAACGUUACAGUCGUGACAAAGACUGAUCGGAGAACCAGCCCAAAAUAACUUAGCCUUCGUCGGUUUUGCUAAGUUUUUAAAGGAUAUUGGCUUAUGUUAGCAUAGCAUCAGCUAACAGCUGCAUGUGAGUGUGCGCAGUUAGCCUGUAGCCGACCUACCUUCAAGAAUCAUACCUCUCUUGCAACUGACAGUCCGAACUGGUCCGGUGGGUUAAACUGGUGGGAAGAGUGGAAAAGCUAUCUACCAAAUCAAAUGUAGAGAGGCAAGUCGUCAGUUUAUUGAACAGCAGACAAUGGAACAAGACAACAACUUGGAGGAUGACUCUGUUGGCCCACCAGAAGAUGAUGCACAACCUUCAUUUCCUCUCGGACUCUCGGACUCUGAGGCAGUGGAAGUAUUGUGGCAGGUUCGUGCGCAACGACGGCAGGCGGAGCCUGAUCUGCCGGACACUGUGACGUGUCUCACCACACCUGAGGGCAGCAUAGUCUACCUGGUUGGCACCGCCCACUUCAGCGAUAGCAGCAAGAUGGAUGUUGCCACUACGAUCCGAGCAGUCCAGCCAGAUGUGGUGGUGGUGGAGCUGUGUCAAUACAGAGUGUCAAUGCUCAAGAUGGAUGAGAAAACGCUGCUAAAGGAGGCUAAAGACAUUAACCUAGAAAAGGUCCAGCAGGCCAUUAAACAGAAUGGAGUGAUGUCUGGCCUCAUGCAGAUACUGCUGCUCAAGGUCUCGGCUCACAUUACAGAACAGCUGGGCAUGGCCCCCGGAGGAGAGUUUAGAGAAGCCUUUAAAGAGGCAGGAAAAGUGCCCUUCUGUAAAUUUCACCUUGGGGAUCGGCCCAUCCCAGUAACAUUUAAACGUGCAAUUGCUGCUUUGAGUCUGUGGCAGAAGGCUCGACUGGCCUGGGGCCUGUGCUUCCUAUCUGACCCCAUCAGUAAAGAGGAUGUAGAGAAGUGUAAACAAAAGGAUCUUCUAGAGCAGACCAUGUCAGAGAUGAUUGGCGAGUUUCCAGCCCUCCACCGCACUAUUGUUGCUGAACGAGACAUCUACCUCACACAUACACUUAGACAGGCAGCACGCUUCGUGGAGGCACCUACUAGUGCUGAGAAAGUGCCUGCUGUAGUGGUUGGAGUGGUUGGGAUGGGUCAUGUCCCUGGCAUUGAGAGGAACUGGGACAAGGAGCUCAAUAUUCACGAGAUCAUGAGUGUGGCUCCUCCAUCUCUGUUUGGUCGGGUAUUACGCAAUGUGUUCAAGGGAGCCAUGUGGGGGCUUUUUGGUUAUGCCUGUUUCCGUGCCAGCAAGGGGGUGGGCAGGGCGUUACACUCCCUACCCACUGUCCAAUCAUUGUUUGAAAAUAUACGAACACCUGCCGUUUGACCCUACUCUAAUUGGCACAGACUUUUCAACAGUGAGAUCUGGAUGUCACACUGAACACCAAUAGCCUUAACUACAGGAUGGAAGUGGGGGAUAAAGGGAAGAUUAGAGGCAGACGUAGUCUCCAUCCCAUGUGAAGUGAACUGCAUUUUAUGGGUGGAAGCCUAUGAUUAGCUCUCUGUCAUCUUCUCAACCCUCUGUCCAUCUGCUCUGUGUACCUGUGGAUGCAGAGUUUACUGCCAAAGAAAUUGGACCAUGCUUUCUUUCCCCUUUUCACUUUUUCUCAUUCUUAAAGUUUGACUCUCUAGGUAAUUAGUUGUAGCAGGACACCCUCUCUGUGACAUGUUAUUACCUAACUUAAACUAAAUAAAUUUUGUUCUGCUGUGAUUAUUCGAUGGUUGGCUCCAGCUAUUGGUUGAUAGUGUAUUUUUCAGUGGGUGGAGUUAGGCAGUCCAGUAUUACUAUGCCCUCUAAGUUAACAUUUUAAUAUACUACAUACUCUGGGCUAAAACCUGUAGUUCAUUAAGAAUGAAUAGUAAAGCCACCCCUUUUAGUCAAGUGAUUUAAGUGAAUGGAACAGCAUCCAACCCAAUGUUUUAAACCUGCACUGCGCUGGAAGCGCCAUAAGACCAUUUACAAAGAACAGUAUGAACCAGAAUUUCAUUGAAAGUAUGACUUGAUAAAUAUACGUUAUGCCCAUUGAAAAAAUUCACUCAUUGAAUUUGUUUUGCAAAGAAAUAGAAAAUAGCUCAAAAUCAGUGAAACAGACAGACAGUUUAAGAACCAUCAAUCAAGUCACACAUAGUUACAUUCACUGAAUGUGUGAUUGUACGGUCUAUGGGAAAGUGUGGUUGCUUGGUUUUUGUAGUUUCCUGAUAAGCCCAACAUAAACUUUGACCAUGGUAGGGAUCAAGUGCCUCCAAUCACAUGACCUGGAAAGGGCUAAAAGUAAUAAAUACUGGUCAGACUGAUGUUCUCUUUGUCCAUAUAGUCAUAAUAAAUGUGUACUAUUAAAUCUGGAGUCCUCUGUUUUAUGUAUGUCACCUCUCCGCUUCAUAAUUGGUAAAAGAACCAAUCUUGCUAAUAGCUGGACUGUACUGUCUAAGAACCAGUGAAACAAGUAUUUUUACAAGUAUUUAGACAAGUUACAUUGUUGUUUAUGUGAUGUUUUGUUGUGAAAGGAGGUUGUUGAAUGAUUCACUUUUUAAACAAAAACGCAAAAGCAAAUAAUUCUGGUUAAUUCCAAUUUAAAUGCUUCUUAAUAAUGGCUUUUUUCACUCCUGAGUUCAUGGAAGUACAAUUCAAAUUCACAAAAUUGGUCAAAUAAAAAAGUUAAAGGUCAUUCCUAAUAUUAGUACAUUUUGUAAUAUUUGAUAAUACUUUAAAGUCAAAAUCCAGCUAUGAAUUGUAACCUUAUCUCAGUUAUUAAUCAUUAUCUGAAGCUGUUAGUCCUAAAUUACAAAUGAAACCAUCAAAUACGACUUGAUAAGAAUGUAAAUUUUACAUGCCAUUAGUAAGAAAAGCCAUCACUAGCAUGGACCAAUUCUGGAAUUAUGCUUUAUAUACGUAGGGGGAAUGUGGAGGGUAUUUAUGCUGUUUGUUUGCUUAAAGCCUUAAACUGAUGUUACUGCUGCCUUUACCUGUUCUUCACAUUUUGAUUUUGUUUUUCCAUAUGUCGCUUAUUGUGUCUGUUAGGAUGACUGAAAAUAAAUUUCAGAGGUGUCAACUUGGUCACAUGGACAUUCUAAGCACAAUACUAAUGUUUGUGUGACUAUAAAAGUGUUGGGGGAAUGAGUCAUGCCAAAAAGCUGCCUUUUGUUCUUUUUAAUUUUUACAUUGCCCUUAAUGGAAACCAACCCUGACAAAAAUCGAGAGUUUUUGGCAAAUUUACCACUUAAUAUUUUCACAUGCAAAUUUUCUUUGUGGCAAACUUGCAACAAAAUUGUCCAUAGUUGCCAAACGUUUGCUACAGGUUCACCACUACAAACAUUGCGAAUCACAAGCUCAUUUGCAUGUGAAAAUAAUGUGUAAAAUUUGUGGCUAGUUUGCCAGAACUCUAGAUUGUUUUAAAGGGAAUCGGUUUUGAACCAUGAAGAGGCUCAGAUUAAGUUUCAACAGUUUUAAAUUUUGCAUAUUAACCAUGUGUGUUUAUGCAAGGAAUGAGAAAAAAGGUCUAAUGUAUCGGCAUGAAUUUUAAAUGUAGAUGGCUUAUUGUCAUAUACUCCCAGUUUAAACAAUCUGUACACAAUAUUGUGGUGGUUUGAAAUGUAUAAUAGCAUUCUGAGGUAUUUGUCAGUGGCCCUUGUGCAUAAUAAUGUCGAGUACUGAUAUCAGUAGAGCAACUGCCCCCUGCAUUUAACUUUUUAUUGGAUUGAUUAGAUUUUGACCUAAUGUUUUAAAAAAGUACUAAAUGACCCCAUUGUUCCCCUAAGGUUGGUCUCAAAAUGCUGCUGUCUUCCUGUAAACUAAAAAAACUUUGCAUUUCUACUUUAGUCUUCCUGUGAACUUUAUGCAGUACUACUCUUGAUAUCAUAGAUCCAAUGCAUAUGGUGAGAAAGGGCAUGGGCAAGAUAUACUUGAUACACCAUUAUUGUAAAUCCUUUAACUUUUCUGCUACAAAUAAAAUUGUUUCUAACCAUUGUUAACUGUAUGGAAAGGGGAAUAAAAUGAUCAUACAUCCUA
Molecule: messenger RNA, 4180 nt
Organism: Myxocyprinus asiaticus (Chinese sucker)
Lineage: Eukaryota; Metazoa; Chordata; Actinopteri; Cypriniformes; Catostomidae
Product: traB domain-containing protein-like
Exons: 10
Coding region: 419-1501 (360 amino acids)
Source: RefSeq, a predicted model, not a curated record